AUGGUGGCCUCGCUCCCUAAGAAGAAGUGCGGUGUUCUCGGCGCCACUGGCUCUGUUGGCCAGCGCUUCAUUCUCCUCCUGGCUGAUCACCCCUUCCUGGAGCUUCACGCCGUGGGUGCCUCCGAGCGCAAUGCUGGCAAGAAGUACAAGGAUGCCGUGCGCUGGAAGCAGGCAUCCUCAAUGUCUGAAAAGCUCAGCAACCUCGUUCUGCGCGAGUGCCGCGCCGCUCAGUUUAGUGACUGUGACCUGGUCUUCUCCGGACUGAACAGCGACAUCGCCGGCGAGACUGAGAUGGAAUUCAUCAAGGCAGAGAUUCCUGUCUUCUCCAACGCGAAGAACUACCGCAAGGACCCCAUCGUCCCUCUAGUGGUGCCCACCGUGAACCCUGCUCACUUGGACCUCAUCCCUCACCAGCGCAAGCACUUCGGUCUGAAGAAGGGCUUCCUGGUCUGCAACUCCAACUGCGCCGUCAUUGGUAUUGUCAUUCCUUUCGCCGCCCUCCAGGCCAAGUUUGGACCCGUUGAGGAGGUGGAGGUCUUCACUGAGCAGGCAAUCUCUGGUGCUGGCUACCCUGGUGUGCCCAGCAUGGACAUUGUCGACAACGUCAUCCCCUACAUCAGUGGUGAGGAGGACAAGUUGGAGAAUGAGGCCCAGAAGAUCCUCGGUGACCUCAACUCCGAUGCUACUGCUUUCAACGAGCAGACCGGUCUGCGCAUCGGUGCCACCUGCACUCGUGUCGGUGUCACUGACGGCCACAUGGCCUUCGUGUCGCUGCGCUUCAGGAACCGCCCUGCCCCCAGUGCUGAGCAAGUCAUGCAGGCCCUGCGGGAGUAUCAGUCCGAGGCUCAGAAGCUCGGCGCUCCCUCCGCUCCGGAGAACGCCAUUAAGGUGUUCGACGAGCCCGACCGUCCCCAGCCCCGCUUGGACCGUGAUAUCUCCAAGGGAUACACGGUGAGCGUUGGACGUGUUCGCGAGGGACAGGAGGGUGGCUACUUCGAUAUUCGUUUCGCGGCCCUAUCUCACAACACCGUCAUCGGUGCGGCCGGUUCGUCCAUCCUGAACGCCGAGGUUGCGGUCAUCAAGGGAUACAUUUAA
Molecule: messenger RNA, 1095 nt
Organism: Penicillium argentinense
Lineage: Eukaryota; Fungi; Ascomycota; Eurotiomycetes; Eurotiales; Aspergillaceae
Product: aspartate-semialdehyde dehydrogenase family protein
Exons: 3
Coding region: 1-1095 (364 amino acids)
Biological process (GO): L-threonine biosynthetic process
Molecular function (GO): aspartate-semialdehyde dehydrogenase (NADP+) activity; protein dimerization activity; NAD binding
Source: RefSeq, a predicted model, not a curated record